AUGGUGACAAUGCGAGUGACAGCAGCCUGGGGCUUGCUUGUGCAGCUUGCAUACAGCAUAACGCCCGAGCAAAUGAUCUCAGCGCCUCGAUACAGUGCUGCCAGUCCGAAUCCAAGCGGAGAAUGGGCUGUGUUCACAUCGGCCAACUACUCUUUCGAAGAACACGAAUCCUCGACCACCUGGAAACUGAUCAAUCUGGUCAGUGGCGACAUUACAGAUCUCCCAUGGGGCAGUGAAGUCUCCGAAGCUGCCUGGGUUGGCCCUACCAACACCAGUGUUCUGUAUAUCAAUGGCACCAACGAUCAUAUCCCUGGGGGCGUGACUCUGUACACAGCAGAUCUCGCAGAUGCUUCAGCUGCGCCCACCCUUGUGGCAUCUCUGCCUGCACCAUACUCAGGUCUGCACGCUGUCAACACAGCAUCCGGUGGAAUCAACUUUGUGCUGAGCUGCCUGGCUUAUGGCGAGAAUGGCACAGCCUACAAUGAGGAGCUGGCACCUACGCCAGUCAACACUGGACGACUUUACGACAGCAUCUAUGUCAGGCACUGGGAUACCUGGAUCACCAAGGAGCGCUAUGCAGUCUUUGGUGGUUCGCUCAGCAAGAACACCUCUGGCUAUGGCAACUGUUCUGCCGGGUUGAGCUUCGGCGGCAUGAAGAACCUUGUCCAUGCUCUGGAGUACAAUGUAACACGCCCCGAAUCUCCUGUUGGCUCGAGCUUUGAUGCAGGUGAUUACGAUAUUAGCCCUGAUGGCUCUCAAGUCGUCUUCUUGACCAAGGCUCCGGAGCUGCCAAAGGCCAACUUUACUGCGAGCUAUCUCUACCUUGUGCCUCACGAUGGCUCUUCUGCUCCUAUGGCCAUCAACGGUCCUGGCAGCUCCGCUCCCGCGGCUGCACAAGGUGCCAGUGGUGGUGCCGAGUUCUCGCCCGAUGGCAGGAAACUCGCGUACUACCAGAUGGAUGGUGGCUCCUACGAGUCGGAUCGAAGCAAGCUCUACGUGGCUGAUCUGGAGACGAAGGAGAUCACUCCGGUCGCAGCAGACUGGGACCGCUCAGCUGGCAGCAUCAGAUGGAGCAAAGACGGCUCGACCUUGUGGGUUGCAGCCGACUCUAUCGGCAGCACGAAACUCUUCCCAGUGCCUGUAGACGCAGCGGCAGACUACGAACCAGCCAACAUUACGGACAUUACUUCGGUCUCGGACUUCUACAUCCUGCCCAGUGGUGAGGCACUUGUCAGCGCCAACAGCGUCUGGGCUUCAUAUCUGCUGUACACUAUCAACGCUGAUAGAGAGACCAAGUACUUCUACAAGUCAAACGAGGAGGACGCCAACCUUGCAGGCCUUGGGCCCGAAGAUGUCGACUUUAUCUGGUAUGAAGGCACCAACGGUGACCAACAGCAAGCAAUCGUGGUCUACCCAGAAGACUUCAACGCCAGCAAAGUCUACGACCUCGUCUUCUACGUCCACGGCGGACCCCAAAGCUAUACCGGCAACACGUGGUCCACGCGCUGGAACCUGAAGACCUGGGCGGAUCAAGGCUACGUUCUUGUCGGACCUAACCCGACGGGCUCUACCAGCUACGGUCAGAACCUCACAGAUAACAUCCAGGCCCGCUGGGGCAGCUGGCCAUACGAGGACCUGGUGAAUGCACACAAGUACGCCUGUGACAACUUGCCAUACGUCAACUGCAGUAACGCAGUGGGAGCUGGAGCUUCAUAUGGAGGCUACAUGAUGAACUGGAUCCAGGGCCACGAUCUUGGCGAUCAGUUCAAAGCCCUAGUAUGCCACGAUGGCGUCGCCACGACUUACGCUGACUGGAGCACUGAAGAGCUAUGGUUCACGCGCCAUGACUUCAACGGGACGAUUUGGGAAGGGCCAGGAAGGUCGAACUAUGUCGCAUGGGACCCUCUCACACAUGCGAAGAACUUCUCGACACCGGAGUUCAUCGUUCACAAUGAGUUGGAUUACCGUCUUCCAGUUAGUGAGGGUCUUGCAAUGUUUAACGUUCUUCAGACACGUGGUGUGCCUAGCAGAUUUCUGAGCUUCCCGGAUGAGAACCACUGGGUCCUGAACCAAGAGAACUCGCUUUUCUGGCACCAGGAGAUCUUCAACUGGAUCAAUUACUAUACUGGUAAGAUUGAGAGUUUGGAUGGGAAUGCCAUCCAGAUGUGA
Molecule: messenger RNA, 2169 nt
Organism: Fulvia fulva
Lineage: Eukaryota; Fungi; Ascomycota; Dothideomycetes; Mycosphaerellales; Mycosphaerellaceae
Product: putative dipeptidyl-peptidase 5
Exons: 3
Coding region: 1-2169 (722 amino acids)
Biological process (GO): proteolysis
Molecular function (GO): serine-type endopeptidase activity
Source: RefSeq, a predicted model, not a curated record